This is a messenger RNA of Tachysurus fulvidraco (yellow catfish), 1272 nucleotides long. RefSeq names its product lipopolysaccharide-induced TNF factor (gene litaf). Gene Ontology annotation, biological process: regulation of cytokine production. Bases 190 to 672 code for a protein of 160 amino acids. Gene Ontology annotation, molecular function: zinc ion binding. The transcript has 5 exons. NCBI's taxonomy places the organism in Eukaryota, Metazoa, Chordata, Actinopteri, Siluriformes, Bagridae. The record is from RefSeq and is a predicted model, not a curated record.
AGUCGGAGGGGCUGUCAGGCAUGACCGAAUGAGGAGGAGCUCCAGUGUCUGUGCUGGAAACCACGUCACUGAACGCGGAACUUUUCAGUAAAGACAAAACGACCCUCGGAAAUGUCACAUUGAUCUGCUGUCGGUCUAAAAUACACUUUAAAUCCGUCCUCCUAGUUGAUUAGACGAACUACUGUCCCAAUGGCGAGCGCUCCUCCUCUGGAAUCCAGUGCACAGAUGGGCUUUGCACCUCCACCACCGUCUUACGCUGAAACUAUGGGAGCAGGUGCACAUUACCCACAAGGCACUGCGUCUCCUCCGCCUCCAGUCUACAAAGAAGGAGCUCCUUAUCCAGCACAGCCUUAUACACCAAUGUAUCCACCACCUCAACCUGUGCCGUCUAUGGCCAGCCCACCUAUGGUUUCAGUGCAGACGGUGUACGUGCAGCCGGUUUCAUUUGCGGACGUUCCAGCGCAGACCUGUUGUCCUGUGUGCUCUCAGACCGUGGUAACACGACUGGAGCACACUUCAGGCACCAUGGCCUGGCUAGUCUGUGCAGGCCUGUGCAUUAUUGGCUGUAUGUACGGGUGUUGCCUGAUCCCCUUCUGUGUGGACAGCAUGAAGGAUGUGACACACUUUUGCCCCAACUGCAACAGAGCUAUUGGCUCGUUCAAGCGUCUCUAAUCUCCUAACCAAGCACGUACUCAUUGUACCUUUUUAUACCUUCAAACAUUCUGUGCAUUUCGUAUUAAUGCAGAAUACAUAAUCCACUUUAUAAAAUCAACUCAAUUCUAUUUAAUGUAAUCUACUUUUCUUCUUCUUCUUGUAUCUUUGCACUUCAAAUGUAUACAAAACAAACUGUUACAAUCUAAAAUAGAAUUAAAGCUAUAUAACUAAAUAAUGUUUAACACACCUGAGGUCUAGUUCUUAGUUUAUUUACAUUUUUUGUUGGCUGUGAUGGACUGAAUAUGUGAAAAUGGACUCUUAAAAACAUUUCAAUCUGACUAAAACGAUAACCGCUCCCUGAAAAAUGAAUAAACCUCCAAAGUGCCUUAUAGCUUUUCUUUUAUUCUAAAAGUAACGAUAAAGAGGUGUCUUGGUGCUCAUCUGUUUCUCUCUUGUUCACUGCCUUCUUGUUAUAGUGUUGUAUUGGCACAUUGUUACUUAUUUACUCAGUCCUGUAAAGUUUAUAAAGUUUUAUAAAUGUACUUUUAAUGCAAUUACUGCGUAUAAAUAUCACUCACAUGAAAAAUAAAGUAUUAUUAAAAAAAGGGAAACAAAAAA